UUUUUAGUGAUUACAUUUACUUUUUGGACCACAAAUAUAUUAAAAAUAGGCCUUACUGAUUUACUGAAUUUUAUUUUACCCAUUCCUUGCAUCCUUGCCCGUUGAAGCCUUAAUAUUUCCUUGAUUGCAAUUCUUUUAUUUGAAAAUUUUUGAGGUUAUGUUAUACUUAGGCGGGAAAUACUUCAUUUAUUUGCUUUGAAUAACUCUUUUGAUAAAAUACAAAGUUAUUACAGAUAAAUAUGGGUAUUUUAAAUUUAACUAAACUUUUAGCUGAUGUAGCUCCUCAAGCGUUAAAGGAUUAUGAACUAAAAAACUAUUUUGGAAGAAAAAUUGCAGUAGAUGCCUCUAUGUGUCUUUAUCAGUUUUUAAUAGCAGUUAGAGCAGAAGGAGCACAACUAACUUCUGCAGAUGGGGAAACUACAUCUCAUCUUCUGGGGACCUUUCAUAGAACUAUUCGUUUAGUUGAAAAUGGUGUGAAACCUGUUUAUGUUUUUGAUGGAAAACCACCAGACUUGAAAUCAGGAGAACUUAAUAAGAGACAGGAAAAAAGAAACGAGGCUCAAGCAGCACUUGCGAAAGCUACAGAAGCUGGAGAUGCAGCUGAGAUUGAUAAAUUUAACAGAAGGUUGGUAAAAGUCACUAAACAACAUUCUCAAGAAGUGAAGCAGCUAUUGACCAUGAUGGGAAUACCAUAUGUUGAUGCUCCAUGUGAAGCUGAAGCUCAGUGUGCUGCGUUAGUAAAGGCGGGAAAAGUAUAUGCUACUGCUACAGAGGAUAUGGAUGCACUUACUUUCGGCUCAAAGGUCUUAGUAAGGCACAUGACAUUCAGUGAAGCAAGGAAAAUGCCAAUUCAAGAAAUUCAUUUAGAUAAAGUUUUAACAGGAUUAGAUUUAACUCAGGAACAGUUUAUUGAUCUGUGUAUAUUAUUGGGUUGUGAUUAUACAGAUAGCAUAAGGGGCAUUGGUCCGAAGAGGGCAAUAGAGUUAAUCCAAAAACACAAAAGUAUUGAAAACAUCAUUCAAAACAUUGACAAAGACAAAUACCCAAUUCCAGAAAAUUGGAAUUAUGAAGGGGCUAGAGAACUUUUCAAGAAUCCAGAAGUGUCUGGGGUAGAUGAUAUUGAAUUAAAAUGGGGCGAACCAGAUGAAGAGGAACUAGUGAAAUAUUUAUGCGGAGACAAAAAUUUCAGUGAGGACAGAGUGAGAAAUGGUUGCAAAAAACUAUUGAAAGCCAAAGGCGGAUCAACACAGGGUAGAUUGGAUGGGUUCUUCACUGUUCUUUCCACUACUCCAGCGAAGAGAAAGGUAGAUGAUAAGAAAAAUACUCCAAAUAAGCGAGGAAAAGCAACAGGAAAAGGAAGGGGUAGACCAAAAUAAAUAAUAGUAUGGAUAUGUAUUUUUAUGAAUAUCAAUAUAGAUCUAAUGAGAGAUUUUUCAAACAGGGAAAAAUUGUUUGUUUAGGAUAAGUCGGUGUAAGAUAACUUUAAUUAAACUCAAACAAUUAUUGUUUUCCGGUUGGCUUUAAGUAUGCCCUAAGUAGAAGAUGUAACAUACAUGGAGGUAAGAUGGCUAGUGUCAGUUAUUAAUUAUAAAAUAUGUAUUAAGAUUAUAUACUGUAUUGUUUGACAAAAUUUGUCAAGGUUUAUUCUUUAUAAAUAAAUUGGAAAAUGCUGGACAUUCUCUGGAUUUUUCAAUGCAGUUUUUACGCAUCACAUGGAGUCAGUCCAUGUCAAACAAAGAGUAACAAACAGUGCAUAGUAUCAUCUUCUUCAGAACUGAUAGCUUUAUCUAGUUGCAAUUGACUCUUCAAAGGUGUCUUCCUUUCCUAGUUUUUUCUUCCAGGCAUUCACUUAAACCAAGAUUUCCAUGUUUUAGAUGUUACCCUUUAUUUGGCCCAGUAGGAUGCGAUAUGGUACACCAAAAACCUUUGCUGCAUUCAUGGUGUAGUUAACCAUC
Molecule: messenger RNA, 1955 nt
Organism: Diabrotica balteata
Lineage: Eukaryota; Metazoa; Arthropoda; Insecta; Coleoptera; Chrysomelidae
Source: the annotation of a GenBank genome assembly